This is a messenger RNA of Larimichthys crocea (large yellow croaker), 3398 nucleotides long. RefSeq names its product calcium/calmodulin-dependent protein kinase (CaM kinase) II delta 1 (gene camk2d1). Lineage: Eukaryota; Metazoa; Chordata; Actinopteri; Sciaenidae. Bases 294 to 1856 code for a protein of 520 amino acids. Gene Ontology annotation, molecular function: ATP binding; calmodulin binding; calcium/calmodulin-dependent protein kinase activity. The transcript has 21 exons. Gene Ontology annotation, biological process: protein phosphorylation. The record is from RefSeq and is a predicted model, not a curated record.
GUCUUGACUGCGGUCAACUAAUCCAAGUGUCUGUGCGCGGAGACAAACACAACAGCAGGUCGCGACGUUCCUGUCAACUCCAGGAGUAAACCGGGGAGAGCCGGGAGGAGCGACGCCGAGAUUGUACCGUGUUUUCAGGAGACGUUCCAAAAAAAUUUUCCUUAGGUUUGCUUUUAUUUUGUCCUCCGGAGAAGGCGACAAGUGGCACUUUGGAACACACACACACACAGAGGGAAAAGGAUUUGUGGAGAGCGUCAAAGCGUUUACCAAGUUGGUCUCCUGCUCACCUUAACAUGGCUUCAACGACCUGCACCAGGUUCACUGAUGAGUACCAGCUGUACGAGGAGCUGGGGAAGGGAGCGUUCUCCGUGGUCAGACGGUGCAUGAAGAUUUCCACAGGGCAGGAAUACGCCGCCAAAAUAAUCAACACCAAGAAGCUGUCUGCCAGGGAUCACCAGAAGCUGGAGCGCGAGGCCAGGAUCUGCCGCCUGCUCAAGCAUCCCAACAUCGUGCGGCUCCAUGACAGCAUAUCAGAGGAAGGAUUCCACUAUCUGGUCUUUGACUUAGUUACCGGCGGUGAGUUGUUUGAGGACAUUGUUGCCAGGGAGUACUACAGCGAAGCGGAUGCCAGUCACUGCAUACAGCAGAUUCUAGAAAGUGUAAAUCAUUGCCACAUAAAUGGCAUAGUGCACAGGGACCUAAAGCCAGAGAAUUUACUCCUAGCCAGCAAGUUGAAGGGGGCGGCGGUUAAACUGGCAGACUUUGGCCUGGCCAUUGAAGUGCAGGGAGAUCAGCAGGCAUGGUUUGGUUUUGCUGGCACACCAGGAUACCUGUCUCCAGAGGUGCUGAGAAAAGAUCCCUACGGCAAGCCAGUGGACAUGUGGGCCUGCGGUGUGAUUCUCUACAUCCUUCUAGUGGGAUAUCCUCCAUUCUGGGAUGAGGACCAGCACAGACUCUACCAGCAGAUUAAGGCUGGGGCUUAUGAUUUCCCUUCUCCUGAGUGGGACACGGUGACUCCAGAGGCCAAAGACCUGAUCAACAAGAUGCUGACCAUCAAUCCAGCUAAGAGAGUGACUGCUACAGAUGCUCUUAAACACCCCUGGAUCUGCCAACGCUCCACUGUGGCAUCCAUGAUGCACAGACAGGAGACUGUGGAGUGCCUGAAGAAGUUCAACGCCAGAAGGAAACUCAAGGGUGCUAUCCUGACUACCAUGCUCGCCACUCGCAACUUCUCAGCAGCCAAGAGCCUGCUGAACAAAAAACCAGAUGGUGUCAAAAUCAACAACAAGGCCAAUGUGGUCACCAGCCCCAAAGAGCCUGUCCCCACUCCUUCUCUGGAGCCUCAAACCACUGUUAUCCACAACCCAGCUGAUGGAAACAAGGAGUCCAGCGAGAGCGCCAACACUACCAUCGAGGACGAGGACGUGAGAGCUUACCUACUUAGCAUGAAAGCUCGUAAGCAGGAGAUCAUUAAAGUCACCGAGCAGCUGAUCGAGGCCAUCAACAACGGCGACUUUGAGGCCUACACGAAGAUCUGUGAUCCUGGCCUCACUUCCUUUGAGCCUGAGGCCCUGGGUAACCUGGUGGAGGGCACUGACUUCCACCGCUUCUACUUUGACAAUGCUCUGCCCAAGGUGAAGCAACCCAUCCACACCAUCCUGCUCAACCCCCAUGUCCACCUGAUCGGGGACGAGGCCGCCUGCAUCGCCUACAUCCGCCUCACCCAGUACAUCGACAGCAGCGGCAUGCCUCGCACCAUGCAGUCGGAGGAGACCCGCAUCUGGCACCGCCGCGACAGCAAGUGGCAGAACAUCCACUUCCACCGCUCCGGCUCGCCCACCAUCCCCACCAACUGAGAGGACGAUCUUUGACUACAAACCCUCCAGCCUACAGCAGUCAGCUGAACAGACCCUGCCUAUCAAGUGUCCAUCAGACCCCUCAGCCAAUCCCUGCCCAUGAUAGCUAGAGCUCCGCCCUCUCAGUGUGUUGUUUACAUAUUGUCGCUGCUGGACUGAAGAUUAUUUUACAUGUUUGGGGGAGAGAAAAAAAAAUGAGGAAGAAAACUUCACGUCUGACAAAAUCAUUUUGUAGUGAGAGUGUGUGGUGUUCAUUCUGGGAUAUUGCCAUCUGCAGCAUGUUUUAUUAUCAAGGUUUUUUAGAUCAGUAUGUUUUAAAUAGAAGUGGUUUUCACAGGAGCCAGUCCUUCCAGUUGGGCUGGUGAAUUAUGUGAACGUUCCAGUCAUCAUGUAGUGACAGUUUUUCAUUUGAAUAUUGCACAUAUUGAGAACUCAUGAGCUGUUGUGAUGUUUCUUCGCCUUUCGGGCACGACGACCAAUAUAUCACAUAUCUGCUUUUUAUCAUGUAUCGUUUCAGACCGGCCAUCUAUUAAUGCUCAGGCACACGCUUGCUUUUGUUUUGGUGACGUAUAGGUUUGAGUAAUUGAUGUAACUCGCUCUCUUAACUUAAUCUUUAGCAGUAUCCAUAUGAACUGAGUUGGCUAAUUUUAAAAUCUGUUUUUUCUGGUUUGCCAUUGGAACUAAGUAUGUUUGCUAGGAAUUUUAACUACAUGUUUAAAAGGGAAAAAUCAGUGGAAGCGUGUUUUACUUUGGACCACCGUCUUUACAGAGCAGUCUCUUAUGAUAGAAUGUAAACUGUAGAGAUCCAUAGAAUUCUUUAAGGCCAUCCUGUGACUCUUUACAGUCGCAUCAUAUUUUCAUACAGAGAGGAGCUGAUUAUGUGAAUUUUAUCACUUCUGUUUUGUUGUUUACUUUUUAUAUUGUGAUAUUGAUGCUCGUCCCUCCACUCGCUUUCCUUUAGGCCCUCUCAACCUUCGUCUGUGAUUCCCUCCUUUAUUGUCUCUUUGACUGGUGCGGGCCAGUCUUUUACAGCACCAUGUUUUACACUGGACAAGACUAAAGCAGAGGCAUGGUGAUGACACUGACAGGAAUGCCAAAUUCAGCUGAAACUCACUUUGGUUCAUUCAUUCUUUACCAUGGGGGAAUUGAAUUAGCUGUUCUAGAUACUCUAUGAUGUUAUUUUAGUGUCACUGUUGAAUUAAAGGGAAAGGGGAUUGUUAUCACUUAGAGGUUCAGAUUGUAUAACACUUCAGGUCAGGAUGUUGGGAAAUGACAGAAAAAAACACACGUUCAAACAUAAAGCCACAGGGUGUCCACUAAUGAUUCUGUUUGUGUUUAAGGAUAUUGAGAUUCUUCUUGUUCAGAAAUCUAUUUGCUUUCUUUUGUUUAAUCACAUUUGUCCCUCACACAGCACACUUUGUUUUUAUCUUUCUAAGUUGUGUUGAAACCCCCGAUGGGACACUGGUAUAUAAUGUUACCAUGAUGGGACAAGCCUGAUGUAUGUUUAAGAAAUAUCAAAUAAAAUGUGUGAUUUAUGCCAAA